AGGAGCGCUUCAGGUACUUUAAGACUCGGCAGUUGCCAAAGAAACUUCUUGGUUAGCACGACAUGACCGGUAUCGUCGAUUUGUAGAACAACAUAAAUAGUUUAAUCUACUCCGCUGAAAAUCACACCUGUUUCAGGGAUCCUGUCCACUGCUAUCACCAGAGAAAGAAAGCAGCGUGUCUGCUUCCACAGGACCUGCAGAGGCCUAGUGAUGGAGGAGAAGCCUGGCAGCCCCGUGGCUGCAAGGACCGAGGAACAGUCCCAGAGCAUCCUUUUCACCUACUUCCAGGGUGACAUCAACAGUGUGGUGGACGAGCACUUCUCCCGUGCCCUCAACAAGGCCAACAAGCCCAAGGACCUCAGCACCAAGAACAAGAGCAGCCGACGAAGCCCCAAAGCUGAGGAGCCUACUCCAGCGCAAUGGGUUUUCCCUGCUCCUUCCUGGUCGGAGGCCGGCUUCCCCCCCAGCUCUGCAGGACGGCUCCAGCUCACAGCAGCAGAUGACCCGCACACACACCCUGGGGUGAUCACAAGCUCCAGUGGCCAGCCGCCCGCUCUGUGGUCCUUUGCCCCCAGGCCGGGCGACAGUUUCGGACUCCCCACAAUGGUGUAUCCCCAGCCUGUGCCAGCCGAGGGCCCCGGGGCAGUCGAGCGGCAGUACGCCAACUCCUUCCUCAACCUGCUGCACAGUGACCGGCCAGUGGGUGGCGCUGCCAUGGCUUCAGCCUCCAAACCAGAGCUUGCUCCUGGAUGGAACCCUAGUGGUGCGUUCAGAGACCCUCUUGGACCUGGGAACUCAGGAAUACAAGUGCCAGAAAAGAAGAAGGAUUUGUACUGGUAUUGAGAACAGGCUGUCUGUAUGGUACUGAAAGAAAAACAGAACCAUCCAUUAACCUGAACAGCUCAACACAGGGCAUUCACACUGUAAUCACUUAGCUCAAUGGAGCUCAAAUAAAGCCAAGCAGAAAGCCAGCCUGGGUGAAACUGGCCCUCAUUACUGCUCAAGCCAGAAAUAUCAUCUUCUCGUGCUACGCUCAGCACUUGCAACGAACGUUGUUGCAGAUACUUAACUGAAAGUGCUCUCGCUGGAGCAAACUAUCUGGCUGAACAAUCACACCUUCCUAACCAUCAGGCACUUGCUCUGUGUGGGAAAACCUGUUUGAGAACUGGCUUGUCACUCUCAGAGUCACUGUACCAAGGGAGGAUGGAGGACUGUCAAAAUGCCGGCAAGUUCUUGAGAAAUCAGCCUUGGGGGGUGAGGGGAGGGGGGGGAAGAGUGAACGGAAUGUCCUUUCUUAAAAGUGAGGAGAUUUGCUCAAAAGGUUGCUUUUCCAGCAAGGUAUGCUUUAUGCUGUGAAAAUGUGGCGAUUCUGAAAUCCAAACAUUGGAAGACUAGAGCAUAUCAGAACUGUGAAAGUACAGUGCAUGACACAAAAAGCUCAGUAUUUUUGGUAUACUGGCUAUAAUUUUUCUGUUGUACCACCAAAGUCCCUGGUUUUGAUAUUCUUUUUCUAAGGCUUUCUUUUUUCAAUAAAAAAACAAUUAGAAGAGGCAUGCCUUCUGGGGUAAUUAAACCUUUGUGAAUAAUCAUUGCACAAUAUAGUUAAAAUAUGUUUUUAAUUAUGGAACACCUUGGUAUGCUUCAAUGCCUUGUGGUCCACAGUUAGGUAUGAAUAUUCCUGUAAUGUAUUGAUGCUGAUGUUUUGUCAGAGAUGUACCGGUUCCAUGCAUGGGUUAGCAUGCCUUAUGAAUAUGAUAGGCUGUAUUCUGACCCCAUGACCCUCUUGCCUUUGUGAUGACACAUUCAUUCUGGGUCUCACAUGCACUUCGUUAAUAAGAGGUAGAAAAGAGUUUACAUGUAAAACUGUAUGUUGUAAUGGUGAAUAUUUGGAUUUAUGGUUUGUUUUAUAACACUGUUAAAAAGAAUUAACAUAUAAAAAUGCAUCAUUCCAGGGUAUAACUGAAAUGGCAGGUCCACAUGCACACAUGUUAGUGUUAUGUUUAUAUUGUGCUAUGCUGUUAUGCUCAAACUAGUGUAUAGAGAGUGCAACUGUGUUAGGUUUAUAGGAUUUGGAGGGGGAAGGGUUUCAUGGGCAUUUAAUUUGUUUUAUUAUGCAUUAAAAACAUUAUUUACUGUAUUCUGCUGAAUAACUUCUGUUACAAUAAUUGAA
Messenger RNA from Megalops cyprinoides (Indo-Pacific tarpon), 2170 nucleotides. RefSeq lists its product as uncharacterized. The record is from RefSeq and is a predicted model, not a curated record. NCBI's taxonomy places the organism in Eukaryota, Metazoa, Chordata, Actinopteri, Elopiformes, Megalopidae. The transcript is spliced from 5 exons. The coding region runs from base 211 to 843 and encodes 210 amino acids. Gene Ontology annotation, biological process: regulation of transcription by RNA polymerase II. Gene Ontology annotation, cellular component: nucleus.